AUGCUAGCAUCAGCUGUUUUGAUCGGCUUCGGCGUCGUAGCCCAAGGCUUGGCAUCUUCCGACCUGUCGUAUGACGCGCUAUUAUUAUCCCCCCCUCAAAUCCACUUCGGAUCCCCAACUUCAGCCAAUAUCACCUUACCGAAUUCAUGUGCGGGAGAAAUCCAUAGCUCAGUGGUCCAACCUUCCGUCUCAACUUCUCUUGUCUACAAGUAUGACAAGGUGGCCUCAGCGGGCCCAGGUGUCCCUUUCGCGCAUGGAUUUUUCCAGCACUCGUGUCACCCAGAUCCGAGUAAAGAGAUUAACUUGGAGAAUGAGGAAGACGAAGAACCAUUUUGCAUCUUUACCAAUCCCACAAUUAAUCAAGGCUCGGGAAUGGCCGUGGUUGCGAAAGCGUCGACGCUUGCCGAAAGCCUUGAGACCCAGCUCCAACUUUCAAACCACCCGGAGAAAAACGAUGCAUUCACGGUGGUGGAGAUGCCUCAUAAAGGUGGUAUGGGCGCCGUGGCAUCCAGACGUCUCGAAUCCGGCGAGCUGGUGAUCAACAGUCGAGCAACUCUGCUUGUUUCCGUCGAAGAGGCCACUUACGACCGACCUGAUUGGCUCCAGAUCCGCAAGCUUGCAGUCGAUCUUCUUCCACUCGAAACUCGAGGACGUUUCGCUCGUCUUCAUGGCGACAGCGAUUCUGAGGAGGAAUGGAUUUCGAGUGCUAUUGACUUAAAUUCUUUCGAGAUCAACCUCGGAAAAGAUAGCGACGUCCCCUUCUUUGCUGUUUUCAUUAACCCAUCUCGAUUGAAUCAUGACUGUCGACCCAAUACAGCCUUCCACGUUGACAGUGAAAGUUUGGAAAUUCACAUGCACGCUCUGCGCAUCAUCAACCCUGGAGAAGAAAUGACGAUAUCUUACCGCGACAUGGCCCAAAUCCGGGAGAAACGACAGGAGGACAUUUCCCAUUAUGGGUUCGAGUGUACCUGCGCUCAUUGUCGUAUGAAUGAUGCUCAAGCAAAUGAAUCCGAUCGUCGACUCAUUCGACUCGAAGCACUGAGCAGCAAGCUUGUGGACUGGAACGAACCUGCCAGCGAAGUGAUGUUAGAUGAGGCGGAUGAGCUAUUAGAGUUAUAUAUGCUCGAGAGACUGGAUAACAAUAUUGCCGACGGUUACACUGUUGCCUCUGUUACCUACAAUUCCUUUGGACACGCCGCGCGGGCUCGGCGGUAUGCGACCAAGGCCUUGGCAUCGGGACUGACCAACUUUGGAGAAAACUGGGAAGAAUCCGAGCCGCUUCGACAACUCGCGGAAAAUCCUGAGGAGCAUUGGUCCUACCAGGCCAGAAUAUCUCAAUGA
Molecule: messenger RNA, 1341 nt
Organism: Puccinia triticina
Lineage: Eukaryota; Fungi; Basidiomycota; Pucciniomycetes; Pucciniales; Pucciniaceae
Exons: 5
Coding region: 1-1341 (446 amino acids)
Molecular function (GO): protein binding
Source: RefSeq, a predicted model, not a curated record